GAACAUUUUCGCUCCAAAUUCGAAGCAUGGGCGACUGCGAUCCAAGCUGCUGAACCACAACAUCACCUGUAGUCAACUCUUCAAUGAGAACUGAUUGUUCUGCGUCUUUCGUUUGAACCCCUCGGCCUCAACCCCAGUAGACCGAGCAAAAUGAAUUUCACUCCCAUAAACCCGCGCCCUCUUCUCCAGAGCUUGAUCAAUGACGAAGUUAUCAUCCGGUUAAAAUGGGGUCAAACCGAAUACAAAGGCCGACUCAUUAGUGUCGACUCAUACAUGAACAUCCAGCUCUCGAAUACGGAAGAGUAUAUCGACAGGAAACACACCGGUACUUUGGGUCAGGUGCUCAUCAGAUGUAACAACGUUCUGUGGAUAUCUGCAGCUAAGGGAGUCGAAAUGAACGGCGAAGGACCCGAUACCAAAAUGGAGGACUAGGUUGGCGACAUGCCGUAGAAGCAGAACACGAUGUGGAUUCAGGAUCCCGCAAAGGUCGGACAUGGAGCUGCUACAGUGUUUCUGCACCGAAAGCACAUGCUCAGGCAGACACAUCUCGCUGGUGGCAUACUUCGCACAGCGAAAUACAUUCCUGUCAAGCCAGGAUGGACACAAUCGAGAUGCCGGCAAAAGGGGAAGUUGAUGCGAUCCUCCAACCAGCUGAUGACGUUGCAGCCCAUUGAGCAAAGCCAACAACAACAAAGUGGCAUAGUUUGGUCCUGAGAGAUCGCAUUCGAGGUGACGAGCACUGUGACUGUUCUCGAUUGGCGCCGAAAGGGUGGUUGCAGCUGGUGGAUUGUGUACGCAAUACAGCCAUCCUCCAGGACAACCGGUCACGUUCCGCAAGUCACGAGUCUGCACCGGGGUCUGAUCAUACAUACAAUCGGGCAAUUCUGGACGAUGAAGCUUGGUCUCCUUCCUUCACGCCACAAAUAGGCACCCGAGGCAUCACUGGAGGACAGGAUGCGGACCACGGAUUAUCAGAGUUCUUGCCAUGUGCAUUAGCUGUUCAAUGCACGAGGACAUGAUCAAUGUCGGCCUCAGGAGAUCACGGUUCUGGUCGCCGCCCCGUGAGUUAAGAAAACAGAGUUCAUUGAAGUUUGAUGCGAGCAAACAGGAGAAUUCCCCAGUGCCUAGGUAGCUUUUCGCCCCUCAAACUGCUGCGCUUCCGCGCCGCUUGAAAACAAUAGUCACGAGGCGUAGCACUGGAAUGUCACCAUUCUAGGUUUAGAGAGAAGUGGUUCUGUCAGCCGGAUAGGCAGUAGUAAGAAGUCUUGCAAACGCGGAGG
Cladophialophora immunda is the source of this 1280-nucleotide messenger RNA. RefSeq lists its product as uncharacterized. The record is from RefSeq and is a predicted model, not a curated record. Gene Ontology annotation, biological process: spliceosomal snRNP assembly; mRNA splicing, via spliceosome. Gene Ontology annotation, cellular component: U1 snRNP; catalytic step 2 spliceosome. The transcript has 4 exons. Bases 151 to 432 code for a protein of 93 amino acids. Gene Ontology annotation, molecular function: RNA binding. NCBI's taxonomy places the organism in Eukaryota, Fungi, Ascomycota, Eurotiomycetes, Chaetothyriales, Herpotrichiellaceae.